UUUAGCAUCACCCACUCCACCUACCAUUUGGGAUACAUUUCAAAUUCCCAACACAAUUCAGAGACACAACAGGGAAAAAUAAUACAACUUUCGGUUGCAGAUGAAGCGCAUCCACGUGGACAACUAUGCGCCCAAGUACUACAGCGGCAAAUGGUCCUGGGACACAAAGAAGGACGAGCUACACUUUGAGCCGCACAACGAUCUGGAGGAUGCCAGGGAGCGAUAUAUCACCACGAAUACCUUCAUGUUCAUGCGCACCAUGAACCAGGAGGAGGAGCUGAUCUUUCGCCAGGAAUUCGUUCGACCUGAGAGUAGCUUCGACAACGACACAGUCGUCAUAUACGACAUACGCGAUCUGGUGCUCUUUCUGAUGCCCAGUGAGUUCCUAACGUUCAAAUUUGUUGAGUUUAUGCACAGACCGGCGGUCUAUCGGCUGCUCCAUUCGCUGACCAUCUACUUUGAGUACUACCUCCGGAUGGUGGAGUUCGUGCUGAUCCGCCGCGAUGAGCUCUCCGGCCAAAUGGCCCAAGUGCAGAGCGAGCAAACGAACGACAUGAAGCGGGUGUUCUCCGUGUAUCUAAGUCAAUAUCGGAUGUUGGUGGCCCGCAACUACAGUGUCAUCAUAAAGGGUGAGGGCGCCAUGGGCAAGUACUACCACAUGAAGGAGAUCGUCAACAUUUCGGCCACCAUUUGGGACAAGAACUUCCACGAGCAGUUCCUCGCGUGCAGCACCCAGAUCGUGUGGAUUGCGAUGCACCGCAGGGCCUACAAUAUCAUCGAAAUGGAGAUGAAUCGUCUGUUUCGCUCCGAGCACUUUGUGACGAGUCGUCCGGAGUAUCUGAGCUUCACGCCCGCGGAGCGGAGUCUGCUCUAUGGCCGCAACAGCAAGAUCGUCAAUUAUCGCACUCAGAUAUCGCCGCUCAUACAGGAGCUGGAGCACAUUGCGGAGCAUGACCUGCCCAUUCUGUGGAUCGGGGAGCGGAAGUAUCGUGGCACAGACAUUCGCAUCUUGGAGAUGGAGCUGGAGUACAUUACGCCGGAGCCGCAGUUGUCGCUGAUCGACGUGGCCCAUGGCAUUUUGGGGCAUCCCAAGAAGCUCUACAACACCCUCCUGGAGCUCGAUUGGCCCUCCGUGCGCUACUCCAACUUCUCGCAGAAGCACGAUCCAUAUCACAUCGUGAGGCAGCCCCAUUUGGACAUACCGAAGAUCGACGCCAUGAAGAUGCGCAAAAUGUCCAAGCACUACGAGCACUUCUACAAAAUCCACGGCCUGUACGAGUCCUGCCACCAACAGAUAAUCUUCAAGUGGCUGCGGCGCGAGAGAAUCAUCAAGUUCUAUCGCUCUGGGGGUCUGCUCACGAACAUUGUCUCGCGCUGCGAGAAGGAGCUGGCCACCACUUCGCAUGGCCCCAGAGUCGAUCAGAUUAUCGCCAAUUACUUCAAGGUGAAGAGCCGCCUGCGCAAGGAGGCCACCGGCUAUGGAGAUGAUGCCGCCAGCCUGGCUUCCUCCCGCGUCGGCACUGCUUCGCCCAAAAAGCCGAAACAAUCCGAGGAUAUGCAUUUCGAGAAUUAACCCGAUCGGGGUUCUCCUUUUGAGUUUAGUUUCAAAUUAUUUGUCGAUCACAAAACUAUUAAAAAUGUAAAAAUGGUUACCUGGGAAUAGUUUGACGCGU
Messenger RNA from Drosophila obscura, 1673 nucleotides. RefSeq lists its product as uncharacterized. Gene Ontology annotation, biological process: negative regulation of phosphatase activity. Lineage: Eukaryota; Metazoa; Arthropoda; Insecta; Diptera; Drosophilidae. Gene Ontology annotation, molecular function: phosphatase binding. Bases 101 to 1573 code for a protein of 490 amino acids. The record is from RefSeq and is a predicted model, not a curated record. The transcript has a single exon.